AUUUUCGUAAUUGUCCAAUGAUGUAAAAGAAAAUGAUAUUUGCAGUUGCACAGAGUUUCAUGUCGCUUUCGUGUUUCCCACCUUUAAGGUCACCCUAUAACUGCUUUCAAUGGCGGUUGUCAAUGCUCUCUAUUUAACCACCCCCGCCCCCUCUGCCCCCAUUUUCAAUAUCUUUUUCAUAUCCUCCCACAUUUUUCGAUCUCGCCAUAAUCUGGUUGCUUUUAAAUCGAAAUGGAGCAGGAUGAUUGCUAUGAGAAUGUUACUGAGACAAAAUAUGAUUGCCUCCUCUUUGACGUGGAUGAUACACUUUAUCCCCUGAGUUCUGGUUUAUCAACGGAAUGCACCAAGAACAUAAGAGAAUAUAUGAUCAGUAAGCUCGGCGUAGAGGAGGAGAAGGUUCCUGAAAUGUGUGCCGAGCUAUAUAAGGAGUACGGUACAACAAUGGCUGGUCUUCGGGCUGUUGGGCAUGAUUUCGACUACGAUGAUUACCAUAGCUUCGUACAUGGUAGACUACCUUACGACUGGUUGAAGACCGAUCACACUUUAAAAAACCUUCUGCACACAGUUCCCAUUCGCAAAGUUAUAUUCUCGAAUGGAAAUGAAGCCCAUGUGGCUACGGUUCUUAGCAGGCUCGGGUUAGAGGAUUGUUUCGAAGAUAUAAUUUGUUUUGAGACGUUGAAUCCUUCUAAAUCCUCUGAAGAGCCUGAAAACAGCUGUGAUGAGCUCCCUAAAACUCCGAUUAUUUGCAAGCCGUUUGAAAAUGCAUUUGAGCAAGCUUUCAAGAUUGCCGGUAUUAACCCUCAUAAAACUCUGUUCUUUGAUGACUCCAUUCGCAAUUUGCAGACUGCCAAAAGCAUCGGGCUGCAUACCGUUUGGGUUGGGUCGUCUAGUAAAACACAGGGUGUGGACUAUUCAUUGGAGAGCAUUCACAAUAUGAAGGAGGCAUUGCCGGAGCUGUGGGAAGGCGAUGUCGACAAGGCUGAUGUUCCCUAUUCUGGAAAGGCUGCCAUUGAAGCGGUUGUAUGAGCUUGUGGCCAAUAACACCCGACUAACUUGGUUAUUUUGUUUUUUGGCCUAAGUUGUUUCUUUGCUUAGGGUGAAAACUAAAAACAACUUCCUGAAGUUAGUGAUGGUAAUAUUAUAAAGUGUUUUUAUCUUUAGUAAAUUCAGAUUUUAUUAUGCAAUCCAAAAUAAUUUGAAUAGAAGGUUUGAUAUA
Messenger RNA from Salvia miltiorrhiza (redroot sage), 1216 nucleotides. Its product is annotated as suppressor of disruption of TFIIS-like. NCBI's taxonomy places the organism in Eukaryota, Viridiplantae, Streptophyta, Magnoliopsida, Lamiales, Lamiaceae. The transcript is spliced from 10 exons. The record is from RefSeq and is a predicted model, not a curated record. Bases 232 to 1026 code for a protein of 264 amino acids.